AAAAACGGAACGCGCGGAUAAAAACAUAAAUAGUGAAGAAAGACACUAAUUUCUCACCAAACUGAUGCGCGCGCGACCAAACAAAUCACGUGAUCAACACGAGACAACUACCAACAGAUAACAUAACAUUAGCACCCACUCAAGCGAUUUGAUCUAUACAUCCACACUCCGUGUAAGACGCAAUGAAUAACCCCAUCUUACACUUAACCCCGCAGUGGAAGCCAGACAGAAGAGAUUGAAGUAACCACGAUUUCUAGACAGUCACACACGGCUAAUUAACUCGACUUAAAUCCGCAACCAGUUACACCAAUCUCGGUAACAUGUUCAACAACAAGAGGAAACGGAACAGUGAGGGCAAUAACGCCCCGAAACCCAAACUUACUGCUAUUGAAAGGGCGGAAAGGGACAAGCAGACUGAAUCGAACUCCGCCGGAUCCAGAAAGAUAGUGCUAUUCUUAUUCCAUGAAACAUACCUAAAAUUAGAAAAACCGGAUUUCAAGAGAAUGAGAGGAAUCAUUUUAGAAAAAGCGCUCGCCCCCGAAAAUCAAGAAAUCAAGAUAAAGGACACAGUGAAUGUUCCGGGUGCUAGAUCACUGAAACUAGACUUGAUAGACGAGAAAUCCGCCAGACUGAUGCAGGAGCUCAUCACAAAGCUCAACAACCAGUGGAACUUCUUUUCUCCGGCUAUAGACAUCACUCCACAGAUAACGAGAAUCAAAAUGUACAUAAACGGGGAUUGUCCGGAAACUUUUCUAAAGGACAAAGCGUCAAUUCAAGUACUCCUAAACGGGUCACUCGGUAAAUUUAUGAGUCCCAACGAUUUUGGCACUGAACGACCCCCAGUAUGGGCAGUUAAAAAGAAUGGGAACCCCUUUACUAUCCUACAUGUAGGCGCUAAAAGGAUAGAAAGCGUUGAAUUCCGUCUGAAAGCAACACGAGACCCAUACCUCUGCUCUCUCCCAGGGGCCAGGAUUGAAACGAAGGUGGACACAGUAACUGAACAAGAACUACAAGAAAAGACGGACCAGGAUCUCCAAAUAUCUGCUGAUAAGAAGAACGACGACAUCACAACUUCACCCAGAUAAAGCGCAUAAACCGAAAUAAAAUAGAGACUGAGCAAUGGGGGCAGUAAAUCUAAAAUAUUCCUCCUGUACCAAACUGUUUUGGAAUUUGAACUUGUUUUUAAAGGGAAUAUUCACUUUCUUGAACAUAACAAUUGAAGAUUUUUAAGAAAAAUUUUAACUCUUAAUUUUUAACCUAUGGUAUUACUUCUGAUUUAUAC
Messenger RNA from Bolinopsis microptera, 1282 nucleotides. RefSeq lists its product as uncharacterized. Bases 321 to 1085 code for a protein of 254 amino acids. The record is from RefSeq and is a predicted model, not a curated record. The transcript is spliced from 5 exons. Lineage: Eukaryota; Metazoa; Ctenophora; Tentaculata; Lobata; Bolinopsidae.